Frieseomelitta varia is the source of this 3870-nucleotide messenger RNA. RefSeq names its product solute carrier family 41 member 1-like. NCBI's taxonomy places the organism in Eukaryota, Metazoa, Arthropoda, Insecta, Hymenoptera, Apidae. Gene Ontology annotation, cellular component: plasma membrane. Gene Ontology annotation, biological process: monoatomic cation transport. The record is from RefSeq and is a predicted model, not a curated record. Gene Ontology annotation, molecular function: monoatomic cation transmembrane transporter activity. The coding region runs from base 1072 to 2778 and encodes 568 amino acids. The transcript has 10 exons.
AUCGGACUCGAUUACCAACCGUACGUUGCAUGGAGUUGCGUCAAAUAAAAUCUGUGAUUCUUUAAGUAAUAAACUCUGCACGAACUGACUGAUAUAGUCCCUGCUAUCUAAUGAAAUCACUCUGACACUGUGAGGGAUAAGGCACGGAUGCAAAUGAAAUUGAUGGCAACCUCGAUUUUACAAGGAUCGGUAGCGGAAACGAUUGAAGAACAUCGAUUACGCCUCCCACGAUUAUUUUUAUUUUGUAACAGGAGCGUUGCGUCUUAAUUAAAUUCCAAUUCUUUUUUUUUUUUUUUCUCUCUCGAAUCAUUAUCACUUGUUCCGCGUACCACCGUAUAUAUAUAUAGGGAUCGAAGUCGCUGGAAACGCGGGAGAAGCCGAGAAUUGCCUGGGUCGAUUCCGUUUGCUCGCGAGCAAUGUCGCGAAUCAAUGAUCUACGAUCUAUGAUAUAUUUACAAUGAGUUCUCCCACUAUCGUCGGUCGAGAUAGCGCACGUGCGUAUGUUCGAACAGCAGCACGUCGCAUCCAUGCAUAUGAACGGUAGAAGUGCCGACAAACGAACUAAAGCUUCUUUUAUCAGUCAGUCACGACCGCGUGAGGCAAACAGUUGAGUACGCGCGACAGUGGUGCGUUUACCGUGCGGAAAUCGUCGCGCUUUCCUCGUUCCGUUUCUUCGCUGGGAUCUCCGCGCCUCUUCUUCUACGAUCCCCUCAACGCUGGAUCGAUCAUCGAUCGCAGUACCCUAUCGCGACACCGCGGGGCCAGGUUUUUAUUUCGACUCACGUAGCGCUAGCCGAGAGAAGUCCCGUACGAAAUCACACGCGUGUCGGACAACGAGAUCGAACAGCCACCGCACACAGUCAGAAGCCACAGGGUUAAUCGAAUAUCAAGGAACAAUAAACGCUUUACGAGGAAACGUCGACACGCUGGCGCAAAUUCUUCAAUACAUCGUUACCACAUCAAGACUGACCGAAAUAGGCAAGUCUGACGUGAAAGUAUCACAAGUCGAUCCUGGACUCUGCCAAUUUCGUAGGGGAUAUUACAAGAUCGUCCGCCAACACCGAACUCGAUAUGGUCGCUUUUCCGGACUCGUCGACUGAACCGACGCUGUUAAACACCACCGAUAUUAUAUUGAACGAGUGCGUGGACCAUAAUGGACACGUAUACAAUACUGAUGAGGGAAGAGUUAAGGAUCACGCGUUCACCAUACAACGAGCGGACAUGUCGAAUGGCAAAGAUAACUAUGCGUUAGAUUUCGAUUGCAUGGAAAAGGCAAUCGACAAUAAAUUGAACGCAACUGGCGACAUUAAAGCAGAACCGGAUGUCGUAAAGAAAGUAGCAGCGGGUCUGAAAAACCCUAACAGCCCAAAGAACAAAACGGACAUGUCACUGCCCAAUCUUGGUGGUGGAACACUUUCCAGCGGAAGUUCGAUAGUGACCAUCUCUUCCGUCGCAAAUUCAGAUCCUGGUCCCGACUUCCAUAAUAACACGGAUGGCUUUGGUAACAGCACACACAGACAUGAAAGAUGGUAUCAGACCACCCUUCAAGUUGCUGUGCCUUUUUUCAUCGCCGGGCUAGGUACAAUCGGUGCAGGCCUUGUGCUUGCAGACGUCAAGGACUGGCCAGUAUUUCGCGCCAUUUCUCAAUUAUUCAUUCUGGUGCCCUCGCUGUUAGGCCUGAAGGGCAAUCUUGACAUGUGCUUGGCCUCGCGGCUGUCCACGCAAGCCAAUCUGGGCAACAUGCACGAGCUGCGAGAGAUCGUGAAAAUGAUUGUUGGUAACAUCGCGUUGGUGCAGAUACAGGCGAUCGUCGCGGCUGUCUUGGUAUCGAUUUUCGCGAUUGUGGUCGACGCGAUAGCGGAAGGUAGCGCGUAUACUUUCAAAUGGAACAAUUGCCUGUUAUUAGCCACAGCUAGCGUCUGCACUGCGACCAGCUCUUGCUUCAUUCUAGAUUUUGUAAUGAUCGCCGUCAUCAUGAUUUCGUAUCGAUGCAAAAUGAAUCCUGACAAUCUAGCUACACCUUUGGCUGCCUCCUUCGGAGACGUCGUAUCAAUUACCGUCCUAUCGGCAAUCGCAUCGGCGCUGUUUAACCGAAUGACGGUAGACCCAUGGAUCCUGUAUAUUAUACUUGGCUGUUAUUUCUUAAUUUUACCAUUCUGGAUCUACGUGGUUCUCAAGAAUAAAUAUACCAGAAAUGUUUUAACAUCCGGAUGGGUUCCCGUUCUAUCGGCCUUGUUCAUCAGUGGAUUUGGUGGUCUGGUUCUUGAUCAAGUCGUUGACUCGUUCAAUGGAUUCGUGAUCUUUCAGCCAAUCAUAAACGGAAUUGGUGGUAAUUUAGUCUCUGUACAAGCAUCUCGAAUCUCAACUACGUUACACCAGACAACGAUUAUGGGAAUUUUGCCGCCACACUCGAAAAUAUUCAUUGCCCCGUGGAAAGCGCUCUUUAGAGGCUCGCUGUACGCGAAAACAGCCAGAAUACUCAUUUGCAUGGCGAUUUUCGGCGAAACAAUCUUCAUCUUUGCUGCCGAUUAUAUCAGAAAUGGGACGUCCACGUUACGCAUAUAUUUCGUUCUUUCUUACAUCGUCAUGGCUGUUCUACAAGUCAUGCUGUUGCUUUACGUGGCGCAUGUUAUUAUCCACGCUAUGUGGCGAUACAAAAUCGACCCGGAUAAUUCCGCCAUUCCGUAUUUAACGGCGCUGGGCGAUCUUUCGGGAACAAUACUUCUGGCGAUAGCGUUUUGGUUCCUCAUAAGUAUACAUCAGGAAUACGGAAAAUAAAGGACUGGUUUAAAAUGGCGAGAUUGAAAUGCGAUAAAAAUUGCGUGUCGAUUUUUUUCCUUUGAAAGUGUCGUAUAUAAAUGUCAAAGGAGUUAAAGAGCACCGACGUCGCGUCACGUUUAAAUGUGCGAGACAAUAGGAGACGAAGAUUAAUUAAGAGAACAAGUGUUUCGUGAAAACAAAAUAUAGUGCUUUAUUACGGAACGAUCUGAUUGAUCUGAAACGGACGAAACAGCAACUGUCUUCCUCCAUUAAGAGAGACAAUCUUAAUGGUACGUUAGUCGCGUUAAUUAGUUGUGUCACAUACAUUGAACAUAGUGGAAUAAAGCAGUAUAUCACAGUUCUGAAAAUAGGUAGACUAAUAGAAAGAAAGAGUACAAUAACACUGAUUCUAAUAUAACUAGUGAAAUGCUCCGUCAUGAUAUAAUUUAUCAUGAUCUAAUAAUCGUACAGUCGUGCUUACGCGAGAUAAAGAAAAAAAAAAAAAAGAAAAAAGCAAAACGCUGCAUAAUUGACUAACGAUUAUUUAAAAUCACGAGAUAUAGAGAUUUUUAAUUGAAUGAAGCAUCAGAACUUGAAGUAUUUUAAAUAUAAUCAUACAUUUAUGUAUAAUUGUGAUCUUAAUAAACAUAAACAGAAGACCUAGUCAGUAUGCUAACACUGAUGAAUAAUUGUGUUGUAGGAAGAUCAUAUAUGUAUUAACAUAAAAUUUCAUUCGUACAAUAGUGAAAGCCUUUUUAAAGUAGAAAUUAUGUUUGUAGUUUACAGAUUUUAAAAAUAAGUAAUGUUUUUUAAUAAUAGAUAAAAUUACCCUCAAAAUGUUUUACUGAUGUUAAGAAUUUAAACUUUUUAUGAUGAGAACAAGAAAGUAAUGAUUUUUAAUAUUGUAAUACUAUGCAUCAAUAAUAUUUGAAACAUAUGUAUACAAUAUGUUUUAUAAAAAUUUGUUACUAUCAAUUUUGUAAUAACACAUUGGAAUAUGUAAUUAAAGUGAGGAUUGAUAUAAUAAAUAAUGCUAAGUAAAAUAUUGCCUUUAGUUCCUGAAAUAGUAUUGUAAUUUAACUAAUAAAUGAUAGUGAACAAUUUCCACAA